AUCCAUGUGGCUGAGUACUGCUAGAUUUAAAAGAAAGGCCGAAGGCGCUAACUAAUCUGAGUCAGCAAACAAACAAACAAACAAACAAUUUCAAACUCAUCAGCUCUUCACUCAGAAUUGGACUCUGUAACUCGCUUGCUCAGAGAUUCCAUUUUCAAUGGCUUAUCAUCUCAAUUUCAGUUCACUCAUAUUAUUACUUCUAUUUACUUCUCCUUCAAUAUCAUCAUCAUCAUCAUCAAAUCAGUUCUGUGAAGCUGAGAAUGGAUAUGGUGAAACUGGAUGUGGGAUUCCAUCAUCAUUAUCACCGUCAUCGAAGAUAUUGAUCAUAGGAGGAACUGUUGUGAAUGCGCAUCAUCAAGAGAUUGCUGAUGUUUAUGUGGAGGAUGGUAUCAUUAUUGCUGUAAAACCUAACCUCAAGGUUGGCGAUGAUGUUACUGUGCUUGAUGCAACUGGAAAGUUUGUAAUGCCAGGAGGAAUUGAUCCCCAUACCCACCUAGAGAUGGAUUUUAUGGGUACUCAGACCAUUGAUGACUUCUUCAGUGGUCAGGCUGCAGCUUUAGCAGGUGGAACAACAAUGCAUAUAGACUUCGUUAUACCGGUUGAUGGAAGUUUAAUGGCUGGUUUUGAAGCUUAUGAGAAGAAGGUAAAAAAGGCUUGCAUGGAUUAUGGAUUUCAUAUGGCAGUUACCAAAUGGGAUGAAGUUGUUUCACAGGAAAUGGAAAUUAUUGUGAAAGAAAAAGGUAUCAACUCUUUCAAGUUUUUCCUGGCAUACAAAGGAUCUCUGAUGAUCAGUGAUGAGCUCCUAUUAGAAGGAUUGAAGCGGUGCAAAUCUCUCGGGGCCCUCGCUAUGGUCCAUGCAGAAAACGGAGAUGCAGUAUUUGAAGGGCAGAAAAGAAUGAUAGAACUUGGUAUUACUGGUCCGGAGGGGCAUGCUCUUUCAAGGCCUCCAGUGCUGGAAGGUGAAGCAACUGCUCGUGCAAUUCGUUUGGCAAGUUUUGUGAACACACCUCUCUAUAUAGUACAUGUAAUGAGCAUCGAUGCAAUGGAAGAAAUAGCUAAAGCUCGAAAAUCAGGACAGAGGGUCAUUGGAGAGCCAGUGGUAUCCGGUUUGGCUCUUGAUGAUUCUAAGCUUUGGGAUCCUGACUUCACCACUGCAUCAAAGUAUGUUAUGAGUCCCCCUAUUAGGGCAAGAGGACAUGACAAGGCUCUGCAAGCUGCGCUUUCAAAUGGAGUUCUGCAGCUUGUAGGAACUGAUCAUUGCGCAUUUAAUUCUACACAAAAAGCCUUUGGGAUUGAUGAUUUCCGUAAAAUUCCAAAUGGAGUUAAUGGAAUUGAGGAACGUAUGCAUCUGGUUUGGGAUACGAUGGUGGAAUCUGGCCAAAUUUCUGUCACUGAUUUUGUCCGCGUGACAAGUACUGAAUGUGCUAGGAUCUUUAACAUAUAUCCAAAAAAAGGAGCAAUUCUUGCUGGAUCAGAUGCUGAUAUUAUCAUAUUUAACCCAAAUUCAAGCUUUGAAAUCAGUGCAAGGUCUCACCACUCACGAAUUGAUACAAAUGUGUAUGAGGGCAGGAAAGGGAAGGGAAAGGUAGAGGUUACAAUUGCUGGCGGAAAAAUUGUUUGGGAAAAUGAUGAACUGAAGGUUGUCCCUGGUUCUGGGAAGUACGUUGAAAUGUCCCCUUUCAGUUACCUUUUCAGUGGACUUGACAAGGCAGAUGCUUCAUACCUUUCUUCCCUCAAGGCCCCAGUAAAGCGUUCUAAAUCUACCACUUAAGCUGCAGGUACUUAUUUCUUCAGCUAAUCACUGAAAGCACCUAGUAGACCAUGAGACAGAAAAAACUUGGCUUGGAAUUCGCGGGAAAUCAAGGCCUUAUACAGCAAUUAAUCUCGAGCUUGUGAAAAGACCAUGGAAUAAUCGGUAGCUCCUGGCGCCUUGGAAUCCCAUCCUCCGAAUUCAGGUACAGACCUCCAGCCAUUUUUUUUCUGCGAAACACAGAAAUACAUGAAGAUGCUUAGGAACUUAGAAAAGUUGGUUUUGUUUCUUAUUUAUGUUUAGGCAAUAAGGAGAGUCUUCUUAUGUUUAAGUAAAUCAGUGAAUGGAAUUUAAAUAGUCUUCUUGACCUUUUUUGUUAA
This is a messenger RNA of Mercurialis annua (annual mercury), 2130 nucleotides long. Its product is annotated as dihydropyrimidinase. Lineage: Eukaryota; Viridiplantae; Streptophyta; Magnoliopsida; Malpighiales; Euphorbiaceae. Gene Ontology annotation, cellular component: cytosol; cytoplasm. Gene Ontology annotation, molecular function: dihydropyrimidinase activity. The record is from RefSeq and is a predicted model, not a curated record. Gene Ontology annotation, biological process: pyrimidine nucleobase catabolic process. The coding region runs from base 158 to 1771 and encodes 537 amino acids. The transcript has 15 exons.